UCGUCUUUUCAUCCAAAUCUUCUCAGUUGUCUUCACCUCUCUGUUUUAGGGUUUACGCGGAACUGGUAUCAAUCUCGUUUCAUUCUCAUUUUCCUGAACAAUCUGAACCUGCACUGUGUUUCCUGAAGAUCGGGGAGUCAGAAGCAUGGCCGACGUCAUUUGCCAAUGGGUAAUUAACUCCUUAUUUAUCCCCAUUUGCAGGGUGGCAUUAGCUGACAAUCUAUGCACUCGCCAGCGAGAUCAUUUGUUUCACAGAUUAACUCAGGUUGUGGAUGGAUACUGAAGCCGGACAGCCAAAACAAGAGCGCUCAAGAACAAGGUGGACGGCAUCCCUUGAUAGGAUAUUUGCAGACUUGGUAGUGAAGCAAAUUCAAUUGGGAAACAGACCAAACAAUGUUUUUGAUAAGAAAACCUGGAAUAACAUACGUGAUGAAUUCAACCAGCAAACAGAUCUCAGCUUCAAUAAUAAUCAGUUGAGAAAGCACCUGGACGUUCUGCGAACACGCUUCUAUAACCUGAAAUCAGCUUAUGAUCAAAAUGACUUUGCAGGCAUGGAGGACUCCUGUUGCAUCGGGUUUGAUCUGUGGGAAGAUACUGGGGUACAUUUCCUUUUCAGCUUGUUGAAUGCUUGUUUGGACAUUUUUAUAGUGUGUUCCAAAAUAUUGUUUUUGCAGGCACAGCCUAGGCCUGAGCCAGUCAAAAUCAAAGACUGCCCCAUAUAUGAGCAACUAUGCACAAUAUUCACUGAUUCAUCUGCUGAUGGGAAAUAUGCCCAAUCAAGUCACUUUGAGGGAUUGGAUAAAGCUGUUGCAAAUGAUACCGGAGGCUUAACUUCAUGUCCAGAGGGAGGGUCUUCACAACCUGAUAAUCCAUCAACCUCAAAAUUAGCACAAAACAACCCAUUGUCAGAAAAGUUAACUAAGAGUAUUGCAGAGAGAAAAAGAAAACGACCAUCUGAGACACCAUCUUCUUUGGAACAGAGCAGAAAGGAUGAAGAAAUGUCUGAGGCUAUGGCAGGAGCCAUGUUAGAUAUGGUUGCUGCUUGGAGGUCAAGGAGGACCAAUGCCACAAAACGGAGUGAUGACAAAUUUAGCAUAACUAAUUGCGUUAAAGCAUUGGAUGAGAUAGAGGACAUCGAAGAUUGGCUCUAUUUUGCAGCUCUAGACCUCUUUGAAGACUCCAGUUUAAGAGAAACCUUUAUCUCUCUAAAAGCUGGGAAGAUUAGGUUGACAUGGUUGCAAGGGAAGUGUGGCAAACCCGGGACGCCCCCUGUCUAAGUUAGAGGCUGAAUCUUUGGCUUUUUUGAAAGUGUAAAGAUCUUUUAUACAAUUGUUCACUUGUAAGGAGCUAGUUUGUUCAUACAUUGGCUACAUAGUACAUAUUGAUAGAUUAGAUGUUCUAAUUAUGGCA
This is a messenger RNA of Theobroma umbraticum, 1410 nucleotides long. Its product is annotated as L10-interacting MYB domain-containing protein-like. Lineage: Eukaryota; Viridiplantae; Streptophyta; Magnoliopsida; Malvales; Malvaceae. The record is from RefSeq and is a predicted model, not a curated record.